Caenorhabditis remanei is the source of this 1887-nucleotide messenger RNA. RefSeq lists its product as uncharacterized. The transcript is spliced from 8 exons. Lineage: Eukaryota; Metazoa; Nematoda; Chromadorea; Rhabditida; Rhabditidae. Gene Ontology annotation, cellular component: late endosome membrane; lysosomal membrane; Mon1-Ccz1 complex. Bases 1 to 1887 code for a protein of 628 amino acids. The record is from RefSeq and is a predicted model, not a curated record. Gene Ontology annotation, molecular function: protein binding. Gene Ontology annotation, biological process: regulation of autophagy.
AUGCUCGAACUUGGCGCCACAUUCAUCCCAUUCGAACCAGAUCGAUCCGCGCAUGACGGGAAUAUUACUCGCAAUUUUUUCGACUGUUCCAGUCAACGUAUCUGUACGAUGCGGAACAACGGGGCGCUUGGACUCACUUCAAAGUCCCUUCAAAACGAUAAAAUCACAAAUGUUCGAACAAAAGACCGCGGGGAACCUUCUACCGUAAAAUUCUCGCCAGAUGGGCGGCUUUGUGUGAUGCAAAGGGCUCCCAACACAGCUGACAUCAUUUUUCUGGAAAAAACUGAAAAUUCGUUGUGUUUAGAGCUAACAGUGAGCACAAAAUCCAAGGAACCCUUGUUAGCAGUUGAAUGGAUCACUAAUAAUCAGCUUCUCCUAGUCAACAAUCACAGUGCAGAGCUGCUAUUUAUAAAUGAAGACAAAAAAUCAUCGAAAUUGAUUAAAGCGACAAAUGUUAAUGCUGCAUGGGCCAUUUAUUAUGCACCCAGCCAGCUCUUGCUCAUCGCCAAUGGUCAAUCUUGCUCAAAUUUACAACCGAUUAUUGUGGCGCACUCUCAGUUUACUAGAAUGAAGAAUUUCGAAGUGGAUUUCGGAGGAAGUAUAUCGAAAGAGAACUUUUUGGAGAAGGAUGCCGCGAUUGCCACGAUCUACGGAAAAGUGUACAUAAUGGUAUUUCGAUACAGUAAUCGAAGUGCGACAAUGCUCGAUCUCUACGAGCUUCCAUUCGACGCGUCGACGGCGCCCCAGUUCCGUCAUUCUUUGAUUCUCGGUUUUAAUGGGGGUUGUGGAAUACAUGUGAUUGAUAAUCUCGUGAUUGUUCAUCAUCAAUCAUCUCAGAAAUCAAUGAUUUUUGAUAUUAAAGUGAGCUCGCCGAGCAAAAGUCACUCUCCUCUCGUUACUACUACUAUCGAACCGCACCCCCAACACCAACCACCACCGGCGCUCUACACAAACUUCUGGUUCACAUUCCUUCCCGACGUUGUCAUCGACUCAGCAGGCGGUGUCAUGUACUCAAUUCGUCUAAAAAACGAGAAAUCUCAACUGGAAAUCGCUGAGAAACACACAAUGUUAGAGUAUCUCGCCCGGCGACGGCACGAGAAAAAACUGUUCAUCGUCUCGUUUCUCUCGUGUCUCCGCGCGCGUGCUCUCUCGCUUCGACAAAUUCGAAAAAUUUUCGCAAUGUUGAGUGGAGGCGUGAAACCAUCGAAAUCUGCUGAAAAUUCGGCUGAAAAUGGUGCUGGAAGUGCCCUGAAAGCUGUGAUGACGUGUGAGAAAUACUCGAGUCUUGUGGUGACUCAACACGAGAUGCAAAGUGCUGUGUUGAUUCCGUUGAGGGAAGACGCCUCCCUGCCGGAAUCCUACGUGGCCAACAUAAUGCUACAGUACCUCCGAUCACUAUUCGACGCUUCAAUUACUCCAGAAGCGUAUCUUAUUGAAAUGGUUGUUGAGACACUUGCAGAGGCAGGCGAAAUGUCGAAAUUACAGCAAAUUGUCACUUAUCGAGUAAUAAACGACUCAAAACCGUUGGCAUUCCUUCUCCUAUCGUAUGAGGCUCGUUGCUCGACACUUUUCCAGUCGGGUGUCGAUAUUCUUGCGAGAAAUAAAGCAAGCGACGAGAUAGUCGAAGUGAUGUUGGAGAAGAAGCAAAUCGUCGACGCAUUCCGAUUUAUUGACGUCCGAAAUCUGAAUGAGGCGUUGAUUCCGAAAGUUGUCGAGGCGGCGAAUCAACAUUGCUCACGGCAGACGAGAUACGCCAUUAGGGAACAUUUGAUUGAGAAAAAGGCAAAAGCGUCUCUCUACAAAUCGAUUGGCGACGACCUCUACACGGAAGCAGAAAUCAAAGAGGCCGCCAACGAACAAGCCACGUGCACCCUCUUCGAAAUUUAA